Topomyia yanbarensis is the source of this 708-nucleotide messenger RNA. RefSeq lists its product as uncharacterized. The coding region runs from base 1 to 708 and encodes 235 amino acids. Lineage: Eukaryota; Metazoa; Arthropoda; Insecta; Diptera; Culicidae. Gene Ontology annotation, molecular function: nucleic acid binding. The transcript has a single exon. The record is from RefSeq and is a predicted model, not a curated record.
AUGGGUGGGGCGUGGGAGCGCUUGAUCAGGACCGUGAAGCAGAACUUGAGUAAGGUUAUAGCGUCAAGGGUAGUAACCGCCGAGGUACUCGAGAACGCACUGAAUGAGGUGGAGAACAUAGUCAACUCUCGACCGUUGACCAAUAUUCCCGUUGAUGGCGACCUCUCUCCGGUACUAACCCCUAACCAUUUUCUCCUGCAAUCCUCCAACGGGUUGAAACCACUAAUCACUUUCGACGACAGCUCUCGGGCCUUGAAAAACAACUACGAAACUUCUCAAAUCCUUGCCAACAGUUUCUGGAAACAGUGGCUCCGAGAUUACCUUCCGACCAUCACGAGAAGAUCCAAAUGGUUCGUGGCGAUGAAGCCCAUCGAAGUUAACGAUAUUGUAAUCGUAGCCGAUCCAAAGUUCCCACGAAACUAUUGGCCAAAGGGAAGAGUCAUAGCAACAAAGGUUGCCUCGGAUGGACAGGUACGAUCUGCAACGGUGCAAACUGUUAGCGGCGGAAUUUACGAGAGACCAACAGUGAAGCUCGCAGUACUUGAUGUAGGCGUUCGUAGUAAUGCGUCGCGGAAGAAUCUACAACGAAUUACGGGGGGGAGUGUUGAUUACGCCACAUCGACCAACGAGCCCCAUUUUCCCCGUUCAUUGAGUGACACCGAUAGUGUACUGAGGGUGCACCAGCCGAGGGAUCGUCAGCGAUGGUGA